UUUCCUUGUGAUCCACGCACAGAUGUCCUAUGCGAGAGGAGGUGGAGGCGGAGGAGGACACGGUGGAGGCGGUCAUGCUGGAGGUUUCGGAGGAGGAGGUCGAGGAGGCGGAUUCGGAGGAGGGAGAGGUGGUUUCGGUAGAGGCGGAUUUGGAGGACGUGGUCCAGGAUUCGGUCGUGGCGGCUUCGGAGGACCAGGUCGCGGAGGCUUUAGAGGCUUCGGAGGAUAUGGCGGAUAUGCCCGAUAUGGCGGCUAUGCUGGAUACGCGGGAGUUCUUCCGGUGCCUCUCCCUGUACCUUAUCCCGCAACCUAUAAUCGCUGCUACUACGAUAACUACUAUUAUAAUUACUACUACUGCUGAUAUGAUACGGUUAUAGAUGGUUUAUUUAUACAAAUUACAAUCAACACGUUGCUUUA
Molecule: messenger RNA, 417 nt
Organism: Drosophila mauritiana
Lineage: Eukaryota; Metazoa; Arthropoda; Insecta; Diptera; Drosophilidae
Exons: 1
Coding region: 30-377 (115 amino acids)
Source: RefSeq, a predicted model, not a curated record